Molecule: messenger RNA, 897 nt
Organism: Cercopithifilaria johnstoni
Lineage: Eukaryota; Metazoa; Nematoda; Chromadorea; Rhabditida; Onchocercidae
Source: the annotation of a GenBank genome assembly
AUGUGGCUGCCACGCCUGAUGCGUGCGGCAAACGAAGAGCAGGAACAUCGUGCUGCUAAUGGAUUACCAGGUCAUGCUGCACAAAAUUUGUUCGGAACAUUGGCAACUUGUGAUUGUGGACAUCUAACAUCAUGCAGACGAACAACACCAUUGGUUUGUUCUCGAAACGAUGCUCAAGCAUUAAAACAUCGGUUCACUCUUGUCAAGUGGUGUUGUAUCGCAUUUCUUCUACUCAUCUUUACCCUCAUCGCUUUCUCUGGGCUGUUGACUUCGACCCCUGCCGAACUGACAUCGGGCAGCUCAUAUCUUUUCCUGACAAUCAUUAUUACCAGUUUACUCUUGUUUGGUGGUUUGUGUUGCUUGCGUGCGCGUACAAUCUGCAGACACCGUAAUGUUCACCAUGGUUCGUUGCAUUGUCAUCGUGGCCAUUGUCAGUCACAUUCCCUCCGACUUCCUGUUUCGCUUUUUACACAUAAUGCUUAUUCACGAUCACAUAUUCAUUCAUCUCCAAGCUCUUUUCGUUUCUCCGAAUCACCCUUCUAUAAUGCUCUUUUGGAAGCCUGUACAGCUCCACUGCCAACAUAUAAUGAAGCUAUCAAGGAACCUGUAUUUGCACCACCAGCUUAUUCAGCGAUCAUUACGCAUUCUUCAACAACACCUGUUAGUUCACUAAACGAGACCAAUGCUCACCAUAUUUCAAUUUCUGUUCUAUCAACGGCUGGGAACGAAAGAAUAGGAGAAAGCACCAUUAGCAGUGGCAGCAGUGCUAAGCAAGAAUUGUUGGUACAGUCACAGCCGCAUAUGGUUGAAACUAUCACUUCUGUGGAAGUUCAUCAUACGGAUGAGACGGAAAAUGAGGUUAUGCAGACUAAAGAAAAUAAAUCUUCUGAUGAGUAG